Messenger RNA from Homarus americanus (American lobster), 3099 nucleotides. RefSeq names its product proteoglycan 4-like. NCBI's taxonomy places the organism in Eukaryota, Metazoa, Arthropoda, Malacostraca, Decapoda, Nephropidae. The transcript has 6 exons. The record is from RefSeq and is a predicted model, not a curated record. Bases 1 to 3099 code for a protein of 1032 amino acids.
AUGCCUUCACCAUCAAGCAACAGUCCCCUCUCCGUCAAGCAACAGUGUCCCCUCCGUCAAGCAACAGUCCCCUCUCCGUCAAGCAACAGUCCCCCCCAUCAAGCAACAGUCCCCUCUCCGUCAAGCAACAGUGUCCCCUCCGUCAAGCAACAGUCCCCUCUCCGUCAAGCAACAGUCCCCUCUCCGUCAAGCAACAGUGUCCCCUUCGUCAAGCAACAGUGUCCCCUCUCCGUCAAGCAACAGUGUCCCCAGAGUCAAGCAAGCAGACAAUCCAGCAAGGGCGCCCAUGACACAGCGUCUAGGAUCCUUCAGGACUACGACUUCAGGAACACCGACACCUUCAGGAUCUUCAGGAUAUGCAGCAGUCAACACAUCAAAAGGUCAACACAUCAAAAGGUCAACACAUCAAAAGGUCAACACAUCAAGAGGUCAACACAUCAAGAGGUCAACACAUCAAAAGGUCAACACAUCAAAAGGUCAACACAUCAAAAGGUCAACACAUCAAGAGUUAACACAUCAAGAGGUCAACACGUAAAGGUCAACACAUCAAAGGUCAACACAUCAAAGGUCCAACAUCAAGAGGUCAACACAUCAAAGGUCAACACAUCAAAGGUCAACACAUCAAAAGGUCAACACGUAAAGGUCAACACAUCAAAAGGUCAACACAUCAAAAGGUCAACACAUCAAAAGGUCAACAAAUCAAAAGGUCAACACAUCAAAAGGUCAACACAUCAAAAGGUCAACACAUCAAAAGGUCAACACAUCAAAAGGUCAACACAUCAAAAGGUCAACACAUCAAAAGGUCAACACAUCAAAAGGUCAACACAUCAAAAGGUCAACACAUCAAAAGGUCAACACAUCAAAAGAGAUAAUCAAGUCUUUUCUAGAGAGAUAAAAGAUCACAACCAGAGAGCUACAACCAGAGAGCUACAACCAGAGCCACAAACGAGAGCUACAACCAGAGAGCUACAAACAGAGAGCUGCAACCAGAGGCUACAACAGAGAGCCACAACCAGAGAGCUGGCUGUAACCAGAGGCUACAACCAGAGAGCUACAACCAGAGAGCUACAACCAGAGGCUACAACCAGAGGCUACAAACUAGAGAGCUACAACCAGAGAGCCACAACUAGAGGCUGCAACCAGAGGCUACAACCAGAGCUACAACCAGAGAGAGCUACAACCAGAGAGCCACAACCAGAGAGCCACAACCAGAGGCUACAACCAGGAGAGCCACAACCAGAGGCUACAACCAGAGAGCUACAACCAGAGAGCCGCAACCAGAGAGCUACAACCAGAGAGGCUACAACCAGAGAGCUACAACCAGAGCUGCUAAACCAGAGGCUACAACCUAGAGAGCCACAGCCAGAGAGCUACAACCAGAGAGCUACAACCAGAGAGGCUACAACCAGAGGCUGCAACCAGAGGCUAGCACCAGAGAGCUACAACCAGAGCUACAACCAGAGAGCUACAACGAGAGCGCCAACAGAGAGCCACAACCAGAGAGCUAAGCAACCAGAGCCACAACCAGAGAGCAACCAGAGGCUACAACCAGAGGCUACAACCAGAGGCUACAACCAGAGAGAUAGAGGGCCACAGCCAGAGAGGCCACAACCAGGGCUACAACCAGAGAGCCACACCAGAGGCUACAACCAGAGGGCUACAACCAGAGAGCCGCAACCAGAGGCUACAACCAGAGAGCUACAGCCAGGGGAGCUACAGCCAGGAGCUACAACCAGAGAGCUACAACCAGAGGGCUCCAACCAGAGAGCCACAACAGAGGCCACAACCAGGAGAGCCACAACCAGAGAGCCACAACCAGAGAGCCACAACCAGAGAGCCCAUCCAGAGGCCACAACCAGAGAGCUGCAACCAGAGGCCACAACCAGAGGCUACAACCAGAGAGCCACAGCCAGAGAGCUACAGCCAGGGGCUACAGCCAGAGAGCCACACCAGAGGCCACAACCAGAGGCUGCAACCAGAGGCCACAGCCAGGGCUACAGCCAAGAGCUACAACCAGAGGCUACAACCAGAGAGCUAAGGCCAGAGGCUACAACCAGAGGCUACAACCAGAGAGCUACAGCCAGAGAGCUAACCAGAGAGCUACAACCAGAGGCCACAACCAGAGAGCCACAACCAGAGAGCUACAACCAGAGAGCCACAACCAGAGGCUACAACCAGGAGGCACAACCAGAGGCUGGCAACCAGAGAGCUACAACCAGAGGCCACAACCAGAGGCUAACCAGAGAGCCACAACCAGAGGCUACAACCAGAGGGCUACAACCAGAGAGCCACAGCCAGAGAGCCACAACCAGAGGCUACAGCCACAGAGAGCCACACCAGAGAGCCACAACCAGAGGCCACAUCCAGGGGCUACAGCCAGAGGCUAGCAAGCAGAGCCACAACCAGAGAGCUACAGCCAGAGAGCCACAACCAGAGAGCAGCCAGAGAGAGCUGGGCACCAGAGAGCCACAACCAGAGGCCACAACCAGAGGCUACAACCAGAGAGCUACAACCAGAGAGGCAGCAACCAGAGAGCUACAACCAGAGAGCCACAACCAGAGAGCUACAAACAGAGGCUACAACCAGAGAGCUACCAGGAAGCAGAGAGGCCAAACUAGAGAGCUCGCCAGAGAGCCACAACUAGAGCUACAAACAGAGGCUAAACCAGAGGCUAAAACCAGAGGGCUACAAACCAGAGAGCUACAACCAGAGGCCACAGCAGAGGCUACACCAAAGAGCCUCAACCAGAGGCUACAACCAGAGGCUACAACCAGAGAGCCAAAACCAGAGGCUACAACCAGAGAGCCACAACCAGAGAGCCACAACCAGAGAGCUACAACCAGAGAGCCACAACCAGGAGCCACAACCAGAGAGCCACAACCAGAGAGGCUACAACCAAGAGAGCCACACCAGAGGAGCACAACCAGAGAGCUACAAACAGAGCUACAGCCAGAGGCUACAACCAGAGAGCCAACCAGAGAGCCACAACCAGAGAGCUACAACCAGAGAGCUACAACCUACAACAUCAGAUUUAGCUUCGUGAGACAGAUCGACUUCAAGCUUCACCAUUGUGUCUCGGAGCUUCGUGAGUUGGAUUGA